AAACGCAAAGCGCGUGCUGGAAAAGCCGAGGCAUAGGGCUGAGAGCAGCGCGAGCGCCGGAGAUCAGCAGGGCAUCACUCGUCACAACAUCCAGCCUCUCAUCCGCCUUCUCUCCAUUUUGUCGCGACUUUUGUCGUUUUUAUCGUUGAAGUCUGAAUCGUAGAGAGCGGUAGUACCCGAGUUCCGCAGCGAGGCUUUUGUUACCCCGUGUUGGGGGCAGUUACUGUUGCCCCUCAGUGGGGGAGCGCGUUAUCAUCUUUCGGUUAUUUGGGAGGCAAAGCCGCAGCCUCUCGCCGCGCGUUCGUUAAAAAUCGAUUUUAGGCUACCCGAAGUUCCGCACUCCGAGCUCCAAAACAUGUGCUCCCGGGUGUGGUUUAUCACAGACCGGCGGAUCAGCCAGGAGUACCCGCAGAUCCAGAUCCUGCGAGCUUUGAAGGAGCGCUGCGCCGAGGACGAUGUUGAAUUCCGCUAUCUUCUCAUGGAUGAGAUCGUCCUGACCAUCACGGAUGGGCAACUCGGUCUGCGGGUUGGGCAGGAAAUUGUUACCUCAUACCCGCAAGUUGCUGUGGUGCGCGUUCCGACCCCAUGGGUCCAGUCGGACAGUGACAUCACCGUUCUGCGUCACCUGGAGAAGAUGGGCUGUCGUCUGGUCAACCGGCCUCAGGCCAUCCUCAACUGUGUCAACAAGUUCUGGACCUUCCAAGAGCUCGCCGGGCAUGGGGUGCCUCUGCCAGACACGUACUCCUACGGAGGACACGACAAUUUCCGCAAAAUGAUCGAUGAAGCCGAGCCGCUGGGUUACCCCGUGGUGGUGAAGAACGCUCGUGGACACAGAGGUAAAGCUGUGUUCUUGGCCCGGGAUAAACAUCAUCUCUCAGACCUUUGUCACCUGAUUCGCCAUGACGCACCGUACCUGUUUCAGGAGUAUGUGAAGGAGAGCCAUGGGCGGGAUGUGCGAGUGGUUCUUGUUGGAGGGAGAGUGAUAGGAUCUAUGCUGCGUUGCUCUACUGAUGGACGCAUGCAGAGCAACUGCUCACUUGGUGGUGUAGGAAUGAUGUGCCCCCUCAGCGAGCAGGGGAAGCAGCUGGCCGUGCAGGUGUGCAAUAUUUUGGGGAUGGACGUCUGUGGAAUCGACCUGCUGCAGCUAAACGACGGUUCUUUUGUGGUGUGCGAAGCCAAUGCCAACGUCGGCUUCAUUGCAUUCGACCAGGCUUGCGGUAUGGACGUGGCGGGCAUCGUGGCCGACUACGCCCUCUCCCUCCUGCCAAGCCGCCUCAGCAGGAAGAUGUCGCUGCUCUCCGUGGUUUCCAGCACCAGCGAAACCAGCAGCGAGCCCGAGGUCUGUAUCCCAACCGAGGUGAUAAUCCCCACAGAGGUGUGUAUUCCCAAUGAGAUCUGCCCCGCCGGCGCUACCUGUGCCAUCCCUGACGGCGUCUCCACCAUGAGCACAAGCUCCACCUCCAGCGAGAGCGAGGCAGAUCUAACCGAGACAGGCCCCGCUCCCGUCACCGCAGAUCCCGCCUACAAUAUCAACUCCCUUCUUGCAAGUGAGAUAAAACUGUUGACUGAGUGAGCUGGAAAUACAGCCACAAACCUACACACACACACACACACACAGAUAUACACAAACAUCAAAGAGCGACACAUACUGAAGAGGACAUUAUACAUACAGAUGCACACGUGUAAUCAUACUAACCCUCCCUGUAAACCCCCAUCUGAGGCUGCUCCCCUGAUGUUUCUUCUCCAUUGACAGACUAUAGAAUUAUACAAGUGUACAGUGCAGUUGGAAGUGCACUAGAUAGUGUACACUCCAGCCUGGCUGUAGUGCACCAGCCGAGUAUGCGUUUGCCACUGUAAUUUGAGGGUGCAUGCACUGUAGAGUGGUUUUACCGGGACACGAUUCCCAAAUGUAAUCUUUCAGCUACCAACAACUGGAUUCUGAUGUACAUAUUGUAUGUUAGGGUACACACACAGACACACACACACAGACACACACACACACACAGACAUACACUUAAGGACAUACUAAAGUCUGUAUUAUAGAGAGAGAACGAAUGAAUUUUGUCUGUUACAAACCUUGUGGUAAAGCCUGGCUGAAGGUAUAAUGCAUUGCAUGAGUGGGGCGAGAAAGAGGAAACCGAAUGGACCCAAAUUUCAACUGCCCACCAGGAAACAAAGGCACAUACCUCCCUGCCCUCAAAAAAAAGCCCACACAGACAGACGCAUAGAGGGACAGCAAGAACAAAAACUGGAAAGCUGUGAAUAUUUUCAUCCAUCCCAAUUCUUUUAAAAAGCAUGAAUGAGUAUGAGUUAUUUUAGUCUGUUGCAGUGGCUGCCUGUAGUAAAUGAGUUACUGCUGAUCAGACAGGCGUAAAGGUUUCAUUUGCUUUGCCGGUGUCGGUAAAAUUGAAUGAGUGAUGUGGGACCCGUUUUGAAUUACCUUCCUUAAUGUGUAAGUGAGGAUUUGGCCCAUAGGAACUUAAUUCUCACAGACAUUUUCUGUCUGGUAAUUCUGUGAACAAGGCAGCCAUUUUAGAAAUCCACCAUUUUGAACUGUUUAUGAAUCAAUAGUAUGGAAGAUAUUGUGAACGGAAAAACUUGCUGAGCUUUUUUUUUUUUUUUUUUUUUUUUUUUUUUUUUCUCCAAUGUCUACUACGCAAAUCUGCUAAUGACCACAUGCCGAUCUGCAUGUCUGCCACCCCGAAAGCAAUUUCCCUCAUAUUAGAGUCUGAACAGUGAGUUGCAUAGAAAUAGAGCAAGUAGACUUUUAAAUACUAAUGUUUUUACCACAAGGGCUGAACGAUUUGCCAACACUAAGCGCUGACGAUGAAUAAGCUAUUUGUCUUCAACGAUUUGUUUGUACUGCAACAAUAAAACUGAAGUGUCAACUCAAAUGGGUGCUACAACUGCUCUUAAUUCAGCCCGGUGGUCUAAAAGCCAAUGAUAACUUGAAAGAAAACCAGGAACUGUACUGAUUUGCGCUAAAUUUACAUGUAUCUGUUGUACAUGGUUAUAUCUGUACACCACACAUUUCUCAUAAGUCUAAUUCUUCUAUUUAAACCUAAGCAACUCUAUUUGCGUCCCUUUUUCUACCUGGAUGUGUCUCAAAAUCCACAAAUUCUUCAUUUCAGCACAUUUGCAUGUAAUGAAAUUCACAUAGAGUCUUAAGGAUUCCAAACAGCAAACCUAAAGUGGACCAAGCUCACAAUCCAAGCCAGCUCAGAAUGGUUUACAAUGUUAGAAGUCAUAGUUUAGAUCUUAGAAUUACAUGUGAGUUAAGACUUUAGAUGAAAAGUCGUUUACAUUAAGAUGCAAUAUAGGUUUAAAAAUUUCGAGUCAACUCAGGGAAGCAGCCUUGAUCAAAUUCCUCUCCUUGGAAACAUGUGACACAUUCAUGCGAGACAGUCCUGCCUAUGUGUAUCAAUAAACAAAAGGACAAAGCGUUAUAAAAUAUUGAGAAAUAGAUGCUGUGAGACCCGAUGGUUACAUGCACUCUUUUCUUGUUUGUUUUAUAAUAUUUAGUGUUCUGUUGUCUUUUUUUUUUUUUUUUCCUAAUUUAUGAUUUCUUUUUUUGAGAAAAAGGAAAAAAUGGUUUAUAUGCGAUUUUUAUCUUGCUUGGGAAAGAUUGAAGCGUGACGAAGGGUUUUGGUGUGAGUUUGACUGAACAGCCGUUGACCACCUGAGACGCGCACACACACACUCUCUUCUCACCGCCCCCUCUCAAGCGUUGUGAUUUGCCGUCUUGUGUGUGUGAUGUGUUCCAUCAUUCCAUGCACCCUCCACCUCUUCCCACACAAGAACAAGUGUCCCUGUAAACUCUGACACUUUUCGCUGUUCGCGAUAACGCACCAUAUGGUUGUCAAACUCUUACAAUAUCUGCCUCCACUUCCUUGGACAAAAACGGGAAGUCUUUUCUCCCCUUAUGUUAAGUAUCAAACCUGUGUGACUCCAAAUUAGCGCUUAAUAAAAUGCAAAUUCAUAAUGGAGAGGUCAAACUCCCAUGAUUCGCAUCUGAACUGAGAGCUGCAAUGGCAUAAUCAGAUCUGCCACUUGUCAAUAUGAUGUAAUGCUCAAUCUGAUUAAGGUACCACUAUACCCCUCCGACUUGCCGAGUUGGCAAUUAACGUAGCUCAUGUAACUAAAAAUGAAAAACAACAGUUGCUGCUAAUGAACACUUAGCUCUCUGGUAUGGAAAAGGGAAAUGUUUUGAGACUCCAUGUGUUCAUUUCAUUGCCUCUUUUUUUUUUUUUUCUUCUUCUUUUUUUUUCUAGUGGGAACCUUAAUGCCAAAAACCAAGCAAUGUUGUAUAAUUUAAAACAAGAAAUUACUAGUGAUAGAACGCUAACAUUGAUGUUAUGUGUUAUUACGUAAUAAUACCAAUAAUACCAAUAAAGACAUUUUAAAAAUGUCCAGAACGUGAAA
Puntigrus tetrazona (Sumatra barb) is the source of this 4422-nucleotide messenger RNA. It is a transcript of the gene rimkla, whose product is annotated as ribosomal modification protein rimK-like family member A. Gene Ontology annotation, molecular function: ATP binding; ligase activity, forming carbon-nitrogen bonds; metal ion binding. Gene Ontology annotation, biological process: protein modification process. Bases 356 to 1573 code for a protein of 405 amino acids. The transcript is spliced from 6 exons. Gene Ontology annotation, cellular component: cytoplasm. NCBI's taxonomy places the organism in Eukaryota, Metazoa, Chordata, Actinopteri, Cypriniformes, Cyprinidae. The record is from RefSeq and is a predicted model, not a curated record.